Molecule: messenger RNA, 4223 nt
Organism: Mya arenaria
Lineage: Eukaryota; Metazoa; Mollusca; Bivalvia; Myida; Myidae
Product: antiviral innate immune response receptor RIG-I-like
Exons: 18
Coding region: 190-3282 (1030 amino acids)
Cellular component (GO): cytoplasm
Molecular function (GO): nucleic acid binding; ATP binding
Source: RefSeq, a predicted model, not a curated record
AUUUUAGAAAAUAGUUUGGGGGGAUUUUAAGAAAAUAUUGGAAAGACCGACAGUGAAUACAAUGGAGUGUUUGGAUAUCUUUACUUUGUUUGUCAAUAAUAUACCAUUCAAAAGGCUUUGUUAAUCCUAAUAGAUGACAUUACUCUACCUUGGAAACCAUACGAAUUGUAUACAUUAAGAGGCUAAGGGAUGGCUUCGUUUGAAGAAGACAUGGAAUCGCUGGUUGAACUGCGGGUCAGACACUGGAGACCAGCUAUUGUCCAGUGCAUCCAGACCCAUCAGUUAUGUACCAGGCUAGCUUCUAAAGGGAUUAUAACGGAUGUUGAUAAAACCCGGUUAUGUGAUCUUUAUCGGAAUAAAACAUUUUAUGAAGCAAGUAACGAACUGUUAGAUCUUGUGCUCAAGAAACAACAAGCAGGAAAAUGGGCGUUGUUUUUGGAGGCACUCGAUGACGAAGGUAUGGAAUUUGUGAAAUCACGUUUAACAGCGACAGCUGUAGAGUUACCAGAAGAAAGAGAGCACAGAAAGGCGAUGAUUCAGUUUUUCGCUCCCGACCUAGAAAAGAACAUUGACGAUCUUGUUAAAGUAACAACAUUAUUAAAAAGGGAUAGAAUUAUAAACGAAGCUCACGUGCAAGAAAUAAUGAACUUGAACACACAACGGUCAACCGCUCAUGCUGUGCAGUGUCUUUUAACAAGAAUGCAAUGUCUUAAGAGACCAGAAGAGUGGUACUAUGCUUUCCUGUGUGCACUUCGCGACACAGAUUACCAACAUCUCGCAAAUAAAUUGGAACCAGACUUCCUUAAAAAUCCAUCUGCGUUUAUGCCUAAACUUGGUCCAAUUCAUCAGUCAACAGAUGUUGGUGAGAAAGAGCACCUGCUUGAAGAUAAAAUGGAGUACGAGCCAAGCAAUGAUCUUAACGCACCAGCCCCAUCUACAAGCGAAACUUUUGAAUCGAAGUCGGAGACAGAAGUGCAGGAAAAAGAACUUCAAAAGGGAACCGGUAGUGGAAAUCUUAUUUAUAGCACUAUAGAUAAUGAAAACUUAAAGGACCUGAACAUAAAGCCUGAGAGAAUGAAGUCGGUUGAGGAAUUUAAAGACAAAACAAUUGAAUCCGACGAGGAAAGUGAAGAAGAAAAUACGCUUGCUUCUGACUACGAAGGUUCAGAUGCUGAAGAAGAAGAACCAAAACCCCAUUCAUUAGAGUUGAGGGAUUAUCAAAUAGAGCUUGCAGAGGAGGCUAUAAAGGGAAGGAACACGAUAAUAUGCGCUGAAACCGGAACCGGAAAGACUUGGGUUGCUUUGCAUAUUGUUGCCAGCCAUCUUGCUAAAGCUAGUAAUUCACCAAAGAAGGUAGUGUUUAUGGCCAGAACAGGCGUUUUAAUCAAGCAACAGGCGAACAGGUUCAAACGCUUUCUACCCCAAUACCAGACCAAGCUAAUUACUGGUGAGGAAGAAGAUUCCCGAAUGAUUGACGCCUUUGUUCCCAACUAUGAUAUCAUGUGUUUCACACCGCAAAUACUGGUAAACAACCUCGAUAGCAAAAACAUUGAAACCCUCAGCAAAUUUUCGCUGUUGGUUUUCGACGAGUGUCACCACACAAGGGGAGAUGAGCCUUACGCCAGACUUGCUCGAAGGUAUCUCGUAGAAAAAGGAAGACAGACAGCAGGAUUGCCACAGAUGAUUGGUCUAACAGCGUCAGUCGGUGUCGGGCCAUCGAGAACCGUUGAGGAAGCUGUUGAUUAUAUUCUGCACCUUUGUGCGAAGCUUGACACAACAUUUUUAUCAACUGUUGAACGGUGCAAGGAAAGCCUACUGAAAUGGGUCAAUAUACCGAAAGAAGAAGUUGUAAAGAUGGUUAUACGGGUCCCUGACCCUGGUAAGGAUAUCCUGCUAAAUGCGAUGGAUGACACAGAAUCUUUACUUGAAGAUAUGGCGUUUUUACAGCCUGAUCUUACUGAUUUAAUGAUAGAGAAAAAGCCAGCGGAAAAGGAGUCACAGGCUUAUAACAAGUGGACUGUUGAUCUUGAAAAAGCGGCGCAACUGAACGUAACAGAUCACGAAACGGCUCGAGACAUCAGCUCUUGUGCACGUUAUUUGAAUGUGUAUAAUUCCGCCCUGGAAGUCAACAACCUUUUGCAACUGAAACACGUCAUCAAGUACUUGGCAGAUAAACAUAACCUUGAAAUGCAAGGGAAAAGCAAGCACACAGAUCAAGAAAAAAUUUUAUUCAAGAAGUUGUUGGAUGUUCAGAAAAACUUGUCUGCAAGAGCAAGGGAAAAGGACACUGAAAAUCCAAAUGUGAAAAUAGUCAGCAAUCAAUUGCGCCAGAUGAUUGAGGAAAAAGGGGAUGACUCGCGAGCAAUUGUGUUUGUGAAGGCUCGGGCAACAUGCAGAGCACUGGCAGAGUAUAUCAAUAGAGAUCUUGAAAACAUUGGUGUCAGUGCUCACCCUCUAUAUGGCCAACAAACCCGCGGAGCGGACGAAGGUAUGACUGAGAGCGUUCAAACCGAGACUGUAGAAAAGUUCAGGGAAGGGCAUUACAAGGUGAUGGUUUGCACCUCCGUCGGAACAGAGGGAAUAGACGUUCCUGAUUGUAACAUCGUGGUGAAUUACAACUACUCCGGGGAUGAAAUAACCAAGAUACAAAUGAAAGGUCGCAGCAGGAAAAAGGGCGCCACUCAUGUUAUUGUUGGAGGCGACAAACAAGUGGAACAGGAAAUGGUGAACGCGUACAAAGCAAACAUGAUGUAUAAGGCGAUGGAUGAAUUUAAGCGGCUUAACCCAAAGAACAUUGGGUAUAAGGUUGCUAUUUACCAGAAGGAGGAGAUGCAAAAACAUAGAUAUAAGAUGGAAUACGAAAAGGCUAAGAAAAGCAAAAUGUCGGAAGAUGAUCUGGAAAUACUUUGCAGGAGAUGCAACACAAAAGCCUGUCUGGUCUCUGACAUUCGAAAGCUUGGACAUGACCAUCUUGUCUUAGACAAGAGCUUUGCUAACAGAAUCACCACGAAACCGCACAAAUCCCCCAAAAAGUACGACGGCAUAGAAAAGAAAUCUAAAAUGUUCUGCAAAAAAUGCCCGUUGGACUGGGGCAUAGUUGCAGAAAGGGAUGGCGUCGACCUUUGGAUUUUGAAAAUACAAUGCUUCAAAUUUCGGAACAUGCGUUCUGCCGAUGUUUCAGCAUACAAGAAGUGGAUAGAAGUUCCAUAUGCUGUCCCCGAGAUGAACCUGGAAGACAUUCCAAAGUUCUUUGGAACUGUAGACGAAGUAGCCUGUUUUUGAUUCAAAUGGAACUUUAAUCAGCUUUCCUUCGACAUAAGUCGAUACAUUUAGAGAUAACAGCUCUUUAUUUAUAUAUCUUAAUCUGUGGACGGUGUAUAUUAUGAAUGUAUUAGACUUGAUUAUUAAACUUGUAUUGUUAUUAUCUAAGGAUCAGCAGUGUGUAUGCCCUUAUUUUGCGUAUUUGCUUUAUGUUUCGGAUGUAAAUCAGUAUUUUAGUGCAAACUAUCAGUAUUGUUUUGAAAUUCUAUUUAUUAAGUUUCAUCAAAGAAACGAAAUAUAAUACGAAUAACUGUAUACUUUGAAGUACUAUAUGAACUUAUUUGUCUGAAGCACCAAUUGUAAUUAUUUAAAUGUAUAUAAACAAAUAAACAAGCUGCGGGAAAUAAUCUGUUUUAAGAGCAUUAUUGUGUUAAGGAAUACUUCUUGUGUUGCGCUUUCUGAUUGGAGGUACACUGUAGGUUUAAUUAGGCGUAAGGGCUAAAUUAUCUUGUACGAUGUUUAUUUAACGCCAACACUUAUGUUCAUCAAAAACUGUGACUGUUUUUAUGUAGUACUAUUUAUCAAAUUUGACAAAGGAUGUAUUUAAAUUUGUUUGAAUGUUCUUUUUUCAAAUCAGAUUUGGUUAGGCUUGUAUUCAUAAUACAAUAGAAGACACAUGGACAAGCUCAGUAACCAAACAAUCAACGAUGCUCUGUUUGUAUGCACUUGGUUAUUAAGGAGUCAUGACUGUGAUGUACAUUCUGUAUAUAUUAUCUUUAAAACCAUAUUUGUAUUGUUGCUGAAAUGCUUUGUGUAUUUUGCUUUUGCAAGGUACAAUACUUGCAAUAUUGCUUUGUAUUUGUUGGAAUGUUUAUGUUAGAAAGGAUUGAGGAAAAAAUGAAUUUAGAUAAUUGACCUGUAUGAAUAUGCUUGUUGUGAAGUAAAUGCUGAUAUAUCGGAAA